Carassius auratus (goldfish) is the source of this 6042-nucleotide messenger RNA. RefSeq names its product CREB-binding protein-like. Gene Ontology annotation, molecular function: transcription coactivator activity; histone acetyltransferase activity; zinc ion binding. The transcript is spliced from 34 exons. Gene Ontology annotation, biological process: positive regulation of transcription by RNA polymerase II. The record is from RefSeq and is a predicted model, not a curated record. NCBI's taxonomy places the organism in Eukaryota, Metazoa, Chordata, Actinopteri, Cypriniformes, Cyprinidae. Gene Ontology annotation, cellular component: transcription regulator complex; histone acetyltransferase complex. Bases 61 to 5673 code for a protein of 1870 amino acids.
CAUCACGUCAUGCUUGUCGGUAUAUAUCAGCUGUGAGACUGAGUGAACAAUGCUUUCACGAUGGGUCGCAGGUGUUGGUUUCGUGGCUGUAAAAGUUCAGGUAACGUUACGUUGCAUCGCUUUCCCCGCGAUGCCGCCAGGGCUAAACUCUGGUUGGAGGCGCUUCGCCUUCCGUUAUCUACCGACACAUCAAAAAUGUUUGUGUGUAGCAAUCAUUUUUCUCGGGAGAGCUACGAGAGCUGGAAAAAGGUCGAAUUCGAACUUGUUGAUCAACGCAGUUUGCGUUUGAGGAGUGAUGCGGUACCAUGUCGAGAGGGAUUUUCUGCCCCUUCAGAGGUGAAUCAACUUAAAAGGCCACUUGAGGAAGAAGCUCUUACUAACUCUUGCCCCUCGAAAAAGCCCAGAAGAGAGGCUGAUGACAGCAACUGCUAUGAUGAGAGUACUUUAAAUGCAACACCACCCCAUAAAAUGAGGAAGUUCAUUGUUUAUGAGGAGAACCUCAUGGAGCUGUUCAAAAACUGCCCUGCCUGCUUAAAACCCUGUUCAAUACAGAGAACAGAAGUGGGAACACUUGUGCAUGUUUACCAGACCUGUCCUCACUGUCACCAUCGCAAGCAUUGGUCCAGCCAGCCCUAUGUCAAGAACAAACCAGCUGGAGAUCUGGAGCUUGCUGAUGCUGCUAUGCUCUUAAGUGGGUCGUCCUUCUUGCAAGUGUCCAAAUUCAUGCAGGCAUUAAAUAUUCAGGGGUUUUGUCCCACAACAUGCCAGGCCUUCCCAUCCCCUGCAACCAACUGGCAGUGGAAACCACAUCAAAAUACCAUUAAUGCAGAAGCGCUCCAAGAAAGGGAUGAAGUUCUAAGUGUGAACAUGUGUGCUGACUCCCCAGCAUACAGUGCAAAGUAUGGACCAUACUAUGGACCUCAGAGCAAACAAGAUCAUGCACAUUCAGCUCAUUCAGGCACUAACCAGAUGAACAUCAGCGGUAACGGUAUGCCCGAACAGACGAACCUUCACACAGAUUCCUCUUUCCCCUCAUCCCUCAACAAUCAGAUGAUGCCAGACGGGUCGAACAUGGGCGACACUGUAUAUCCCUACAGAGUUCAAGCCAGAUUCCAAACCCCAAAUCCUGCAGCACUGAAGGACAGACACAUGGAGAACUGGGUCGUUUAUGCACAUAAGGUGGAAGGGAACAUGUACGAGUCUGCCAACAACAGGAUGGGUCUUGCAUUUGCUAACGGCCCAUUCGGGCAGCAGUAUGCACAGGGUUCGGUCCAGCAGAUGUCCAGCGCUGGAUUAAACGCUCAGAUACAAAACAAGGCAGCUCUUCCCAACAGCCUCCAGCCCACCCUGAAGGGUGCUUCCAGUGUGCCAAAUAUGCUGCAGCAGCAGGUGCCCUCGGUGGGCAUGGUCCCGGGACAGGGGGUGUCGACGGGCCCCACGGCCGACCCGGAGAAGCGCAAACUGAUCCAGCAGCAGCUGGUUCUGCUGCUUCACGCCCACAAGUGCCAGCGGCGAGAGCAGGCCAACGGUGACGUGCGCGCCUGCGCCCUGCCCCACUGCCGCACCAUGAAGAACGUCCUCAACCACAUGACCCACUGCCAGGCGGGGAAGUCCUGCCAAGUGGCUCACUGCGCCUCGUCUAGACAGAUCAUCUCGCACUGGAAGAACUGCACCCGGCACGACUGCUCCGUCUGUCUGCCCCUGAAAAACGCCAGCGACAAGAGAAACCAGCAGCGCACUAACCAGAUGAACAUGGGUGGUAACGGUAUGAAUGAUCAGACGAACCUUCACACCGAUUCCUCUCUCCCCUCAUCCCUCAACAAUCAGAUGAUGCCUGAUGGGUCGAACAUGGGCGGCACGGGGAACCUGCCCACAGCUGCGCCACUGUCAAUGCCUGGCAUGAAGAAGCCCUGGCACGAGCACGUCACUCAGGACUUGAGGAAUCACCUAGUGCUCAAACUAGUUCAAGCCAUAUUCCCGACCCCAGACCCUGCAGCACUGAAGGACAGACGCAUGGAGAACUUGGUCGCUUAUGCACGUAAGGUGGAAGGGGACAUGUACGAGUCUGCCAACAGCAGGGAUGAGUAUUACCUCUUUCUGGCUGAGGAGAUCUAUAAGAUCCAGAAGGAGCUGGAGGAGAAGAGAAAGUCCAGGCUGUCGAAGCCUCAAAUGGGUGCUCAGGGUCCUCAGCAGCCUGGCCUUCCCCAGCCCAACACUAUGGGACCUGGACAAGCCAUCCGGCCUCCGAAUGGACCUGUUCCUAUGUCCAAUGUGCCAAACCAGUUGAUGGCCCGGAUGCAGGUCCCUCAAGGGAUGGGCCAGUUCAACCCGGUGACCAUGCAGAGCAUGCAGAUGUCCCAGUCACCGGUGGGAGCUCCCCGGGCUGCGUCCCCUAUGACCCACCCCCCUCAGAUGGGCAUGGGUAACGUUCCAGCGAUGAGCAUGUCUCCCUCCAGGAUGCAACAGGCACCAGCAAUGAUGGGAGGCCAUGUUGGCAACAUGGUGGGCCAGACGCAAAACCAGAACCAGUUCAUGAACCAGACGUUCCCACCCUCAGGCGGGGGCAUGAAUAUGAAUGUAAACCUGGCUCAGCAGUCGGGACAGACUGUCCCACAGCAGCAGCAGCAGCAGAACCCUAACCUGACCCUGAAUCCUGUGGGCCCUCUUGGCACCCGGUCCACCAUGUGCUUCACCCCUCCUCCGCCCUCCGCCUCCACCCCGUCAGCUGCCGCUAGCCUACAGACACUCCAGACCCAGCCUUCCACGCCGGCCUCAGUCGGGGGCCACGUCACGCCCACUCACAUCCCCAGCGGCUUGCCCCGCCCUCCCUCAGCCCUGGGCUCCUCCCCUGCCCACUCCCAGCCGCUCACGCCCCUGCAGCCCCAGCCCGAGCCCUCCCUGCAGAUGCAGCAGCCCACCUCUGUGCAAGCGCAGCAGCCCCGCACUCCGGAUGACGAUGUCAAACCUCCUCAAGUAAAAGAGCAGCCAGAGUCUGUAGAACCUAAACAAGAACCGAUGGAGACGGAGGAGAAGAAACCAGAGAUAAAGACCGAGCCGAAAGAGGAGGACGUGUCCAGCAACGCAGCAUCCGGUCAAUCUGCCCAGUCGCGCAAGAAAAUUUACAAGCCAGAGGAGCUCAGACAGGCGCUGAUGCCAACACUAGAAGCUCUGUAUCGUCAAGACCCAGAGUCCUUGCCCUUCCGCCAGCCGGUGGAUCCCGCUCUACUGGGCAUCCCGGACUACUUUGACAUUGUAAAGAACCCAAUCGAUCUCUCCACCAUCAAGAGGAAGCUGGACACGGGGCAGUACCAGGAGCCCUGGCAGUAUGUUGACGACAUCUGGCUGAUGUUCAACAAUGCCUGGCUCUACAACCGCAAAACAUCUCAAGUGUACAAGUACUGCUUGAAGCUGUCCAAGGUGUUUGAGCAGGAAAUUGACCCCGUCAUGCAAAGUCUGGGGUACUGCUGUGGGCACAAGUACGAGUUUUCACCUCAGACGCUCUGCUGCUAUGGCAAACAGCUCUGUACUAUCUCCAGAGAUGGCACAUACUAUAGCUACCAAAACAGGUAUCACUUCUGCGAGAAGUGCUUCAACGAGAUUCAGGGCGACAGUGUCACCCUGGGAGAUGACCCAGCCCAGCCGCAGACUAUGAUAUCAAAGGAGCAGUUUGAGAAGAAGAAAAAUGACAUGUUGGACCCUGAGCCCUUUGUUGAAUGUAAAGACUGUGGCCGGAAGAUGCAUCAGAUCUGCGUACUACAUUAUGACGUCAUUUGGCCAACAGGUUUCAUCUGUGACAACUGCCUGAAGAAGUCAGGGAAAACAAGAAAGGAAAACAAGUUUUCUGCUAAAAGGUUACAGUGCACGAGACUGGGCUCGUACAUCGAGGACAGAGUGAACAAGUACUUGAAGAGGCAGAAUCACCCUGAGGCCGGAGAGGUGUUUGUGCGGGUGGUCGCCAGCUCUGAUAAGACCGUGGAGGUCAAACCUGGGAUGAAAUCUAGGUUUGUUGACUCAGGAGAGAUGGUAGAAAGCUUUCCCUACAGAGCCAAAGCACUUUUUGCAUUUGAGGAGAUUGACGGAGUGGAUGUGUGUUUCUUCGGCAUGCACGUCCAGGAAUAUGGAUCUGAAUGUCCCUUUCCUAACACCAGACGGGUAUACAUAUCAUAUCUUGACAGUAUUCACUUCUUCAAGCCUCGAUUGCUAAGAACUGCAGUUUACCAUGAAAUACUCAUUGGUUAUUUGGAGUAUGUUAAGAAACUAGGGUAUGUGACUUGUCAUAUCUGGGCCUGCCCACCUAGUGAAGGUGAUGACUACAUCUUCCACUGUCACCCUCCUGAUCAGAAGAUUCCCAAGCCUAAAAGACUGCAGGAGUGGUACCGCAAAAUGCUGGACAAAGCCUUUGCAGAAGGAAUCCUCCAUGACUACAAGGACAUAUUUAAGCAGGCCAUCGAGGACCGGCUUACAAGUGCCUAUGAGCUGCCAUAUUUUGAGGGUGAUUUUUGGCCCAAUGUUUUGGAGGAAAGCAUCAAGAUGUUGGAGCAAAAGGAGGAGGAGAGGAAGAUGGAGGAGAAUACAACCUCCUCUGAGAUAACAGAGGGAACCCAAGCUGACAGCAAGAACGCCAAAAAGAACAACAAUAAAAAGACCAACAAAAAUAAGAGCAGUGUGAGCCGCGCAAGCAAAAAGAAGCCUGGGAUGCCAAAUGUAGCUAAUGAUCUGUCCCAGAAGCUAUAUGCAACAAUGGAGAAGCACAAAGAGUUCUUCGUGAUCCACCUGCAUGCUCGUCCACUGAUCAAUAGCUUGCCUCCAAUAAUGGAACCAGACCCGAUGCUGACCUGCGAUCUGAUGGAUGGUCGAGAUGCCUUUCUGACACUGGCCAGGGACAAACACUGGGAGUUCAGUUCCCUACGCCGCUGCAAAUGGAGCAGUAUGUGCAUGCUGGUGGAGCUACACAAUCAGGGCCAAGACAGAUUUGUGUACACUUGCAACGAGUGCAAGCACCACGUAGAGACACGCUGGCAUUGCACCGUUUGUGAGGACUUUGAUCUAUGCAUUAACUGCUACAAUGCCAGGGACCAUGAGCACCAAACGGUGAGGUGGGGUUUUGGCCUGGACAACGGCAGCAACAACCAUGGAGGCAAAGCCAACAACCUUCAAGCUUCGAAGGUUGCAAAACAAAUAAAGAUGAUGACCAAAGUUCAGCAGCAGCAGCAGCAACAACAACAACAGCAACAACAACAGCAGCAGCAGCAGCAAGGCUACAGGAUGAGUGUGAACAGCAUGCAUAUUAACCAACCUUGCAAGAUGACUCCCAUGCAGAUGAUGGCCCCUCAUGGCCCUCAGAUGGUUCAGAACAUGCAGCCUGGCCAGUGGCCAGCUAGGAUGCAAGGGUCCAUGCAGAAUCCGCAGGCACCUCUGCUGCAGCAAGUGCCACUGCAGCAGAUGGCCAUGGCCCCGCAGCAGUCUCAGGUAGUGCAGACGCCUCAACAGGCGCAGAUGAUGCAGCACGCCAUGAUGCAGCAGCAACAGCAGCAGCAGUUUUGGCAGAUGCAGGCCAUCAUACCUCCCCAGCAGGCACAACCACAGGCCCCACAGCAACAAGGCAUGCAGCAAAGAGGGGUGGCCAGGAGCGCUGCAGGACCUGCUGCAAGAUGCCUGGGAUACAGAAAGUAGCUAUCUAGAAGCCCGUUCUAUUUGCCACAGGAGUUUCACUAGUUCAUUUUUGUGAGUGUUUACAUUCCUCCGCAAACUAAUGUCAGGUCAGCUUUACGGAACCUCACUGAUCAGAUCACGGAGACAGAACAACAACACCUGGACUUUGUUUUAAUCAUUCUCUAGGGCUUUAGUAAAGCAAAUCUUUCAUGUGAACUGCCAAAAUACAGCUUGUUACAUGUCCCACCAGAUACCGUAAUAUACUAGAUCACUGUUACACAGCAAUAAAAGAUGCAUAUCACUCCCACAGCUUUAAAGCUAAUACCAAAAAUGCUAAACCGUCUCUAGGUUACGUAUGUAACCCUAGUUCCUCGAGGGAAUGAGACACUG